CGUGGCGUCUGAUUGGCGCCCGGGGAGGAAGAGAAGGAGGGGGCGGCAAUGUGUGAAAACGGUUGGCGGAUUGCCAAAGCGCACCACGUGGCCCCUUUGCUUCAUUCUGAUUGGUUUGCAUCCGAACAGCCUCCUUGUUGUCGUCAUGUCGAGGAACGUUUCUUGAAAUGUUAGCCCAGGUCUCAAAGGGAUCUUAUUCAUUCAUUUAUUUUUCGUUAAUUGCUCUCUGAUGACAUCGCCGCCUGAAGUUGAAAGGUCAAAUCCGCUGUUAUUGCGCCCUCUAGUGCACAACAAGUGCGGUUUUAAGUACACUUUUAAGGAGUAAACAAAAACAUACAUGUAUGUAUUUGGUUUUGUUGUAGCAUGCGGUCCUUAGCUUCACAUCCAGAAACAUAAACUUCAUAGAAGCGUAGCAGUUAGCAUAGCUGCUAGCACAGCUAGCACUUUACCUGGCCAACUUCCUGGUCAGUGCAUUGUUUAAUGUUACAUUCAUUUUCUACCGCUUUUCCUCACGAGGGUCGCGGGGGGUGCUGGAGCCUAUCCCAGCUGUCUUAGGGCGAGAGGCGGGGUACACCCUGGACUGGUCGCCAGCCAAUCACAGGGCACAUAUAGACAAACAACCAUUCACACUCACAUUCAUACCUAUGGACAAUUUGGAGUGGCUAAUUAACCUAACAUGUUUUUGGAAUGUGGGAGGAAACCGGAGUACCCGGAGAAAACCCACGCAUGCACGGGGAGAACAUGCAAACUCCACACAGAGAUGGUGGGAAUUGAACCCUGGUCUCCUAGCUGUGAGGUCUGCGCACUAACCACCAGACCGCCGUGCCGCCCUGUUUAAAGUUACAAUGGUUACAAAUGGUACGGUCCUUGUUCUGGUCUGAGUGACUGGACGUCUUGCUGACCUGGAAUACUACUGUUUACUUUUACUUUCGGUCAUUUGUGACCUUGGUGUGACCAGUGCCACCUGUUGGUUGCUUCCUAUUCAAGCUCACACACACACACACACACACACAAACACACACAGAUUCUUAAUCCUAUCAAAGCUGCCCGAGUGCGAGUGCAUGUGUGCUGACUCGACUAAAUGAGUGGUGUUGAUGCAAAAUCUUCCUUUCGUCACUUCACCUUGUUUUUUUUUUUUUUUGUUCGUGUCCAUUCAGGUGAUAUUUAAUUGGACCGGUUCACAAUUGCAAAGUUGAAAACGUGCACCAAAGUUUCGUUUUGAUGGAGGUGCUACACUCGUGCGUGUGCACAUUAUCAUCCCUGCUCUAAUCUCUUUAUCUCGGCCUGGCCGACCGACCGACCGACCGACCGACCGACCGACGGACGGCUGACGGCUUCUGCUACGUUCUGAAAACUUUGCACAUUUUCUUUCCGGGUUUAAAAGUUGUUUUGAGCGUCGAGGACGAUGGGUUCCACGUCUGUUUUUAUGGCUGUGGCUUCUCUGAGGAGGCGGCUGCAGUAGAGGACGUCAGCGGGAGCACAUUAUCAUCCGACAGAGAAGCACCUCAUGGCCAAGGUGGCACCAUUGGAUCCGCCAGUUCUGGUUCUGGAGGCCAUGGACAAUGCGGAGGCUGACAGGGAUGUCGAAUUUGUGUUCAACUGCAACAAUAGCAACAACAAGAAGGAUGAGAAGAAGAAGAAGAAAAAGAAGAAGAAGAUGAAAGAGAAGAAGAAAGAGAAUGAGGAGAAAGAGGAGAAGAAGGAGCCAGUUGUGCGAGAGAUCACGGUGAUGGACCCAGCAGGGAACGGAUACUAUCACUGGCUGUUCAUCAUCACGGUUCCUGUCAUGUACAACUGGACCGUCAUCAUCGCCAGGGCUUGCUUUGAGGAGCUCCAGAUGGACUAUGUGGUCUAUUGGUUCCUUUUGGACUUUCUUUGUGAUUUUGUGUACCUCGCUGACAUGGUCUUCAGAACCAGGACGGGCUACCUGGAACAGGGUCUUCUCGUGAAGGAUGAGCAGAAACUAUAUGAACGUUACACUAAGAGCUUCCAGUUCAAACUGGACCUGGUUUCCAUGAUCCCAACCGAUGUUCUGUAUGGUCUGCUGGGACUUAACUACCCAGAGAUCCGUCUCAAUAAGCUGCUGAGGUUCAACAGGAUGCUGGAGUUCUUCCAGCGGACCGAGACCAGAACCAACUACCCCAAUGCGCUGAGGAUCUCUAACCUGGUCAUGUAUAUCCUCAUCAUCAUCCACUGGAAUGCCUGCCUCUACUACUCCUUCUCCAAGGCCAUCGGUUUUGGCUCAGAUAGAUUUGUGUAUCCUGACCCGACGGAUCCCGAGUUCGGGCGCCUCGUGAGGAAGUACGCCUACAGCAUGUACUGGUCCACACUGACGCUCACCACCAUCGGAGAGACUCCACCCCCUGUGGAGAACUCAGAGUACUUCUUUGUGGUCACGGACUUUUUGGUCGGUGUGCUGAUCUUUGCCACCAUCGUGGGCAAUGUGGGUUCCAUGAUCACCAACAUGAACGCUGCCCGUGCCGACUUUCAGGCCCGCAUUGACGCCAUCAAGCAGUACAUGAGUUUCCGCAAGGUAACCAAGGAUCUGGAGAAGCGGGUCAUCAAGUGGUUCGACUUCCUGUGGACCAACAAGAAAGCGGUGGACGAGCGUGAAGUGCUCAAGUUCCUUCCGGACAAACUCAGAGCAGAGAUCGCCAUCAACGUGCACCUGGAUACGCUCAAGAAGGUGCGUAUCUUCGCCGACUGUGAGGCGGGGCUGCUGGUGGAGCUGGUACUGAAGCUGCAGCCUCAGGUCUACAGUCCUGGAGACUACAUCUGCAAGAAGGGCGACAUCGGCCGUGAGAUGUAUAUCAUCAAAGAAGGAAAGCUCGCCGUAGUGGCCGACGACGGCAUCAAACAGUUUGUGGUCCUCAGUGAUGGAAGCUACUUUGGCGAGAUCAGUAUUCUGGCCAUCAAAGGCAGCAAAGCAGGAAACAGACGGACGGCAAACAUCCGCAGCAUCGGUUACUCCGACCUCUUCUGCCUUUCCAAGGACGACCUGAUGGAGGCGCUAACCGAGUACCCCGAUGCCAAAGCCUUGCUGGAGGAAAAGGGGAGACAGAUCCUGAUGAAAGACGGCCUGCUCGACUUGGAGGUGGCGGCACAGGGUCCUGACCCCAAGGAGAUGGAGGAGAAGGUGGACUUUAUGGCCAGCACGCUGGACGUCCUGCAGACGCGUUACGCGCGUCUUUUAGCCGAACAUGAAGCUACUCACAGCAAGCUCAAGCACAGAGUCAGCAGACUGGAGAGGAAGCUGCCGCCACCCCACCCCACCCAGCCGGGCCAUGCCCCGCCCCCAACACCUGAUACACAGCUCAGCAAAUGACAAACAAUUAAAUGAUAUGUGAAUUUUCUUCAUGUUUGUUUUAGUGAGCCGCAAUGGAGGGCUAUGGUCUUUGGUAAGUUAAUUAGUAUACUAAUUAGUAUACGGUAUUGUCACUUAUACUUGUGACAAUACCGUACUUGCUAGCAAAGACUCACAGUGUAUGCUGUCUCAAGAGUUUUGUACUGAUUCAGGAUUCACUUCUUCUCGUCUCGGUUAACUUCUUCACUUACUCUGCUACUGCUAGCUAAUAUUUAAAUAAGGAAACAUGUCAUUAUUUGUGCAAAUGUUACUCUAAAACUGCAUUUGUAUAAAUGUAUUAGCCCUGUGGGAAAAAAAACAAGAGAUCUCGGCCUUUGCCCUUCCUACCCGAGUUGCAUCAUGGGUGCUCCACGACUCCCAGGUGCUCGCCAAACAAUUCAACUGCUGAACUUGUGGUAUGUGCGAGUUUCUGUUCGAGUACCCGAUUCACUUCAGUGAGUGACUCACAAGAAUUUGAGUCAGUAAAGUCACGUUUUUCCAUCGGUAGGGCUUGUCACAAUCACCGAAGCGAGGGGAGUCAACUUAAGUUAAAGGAAAUCAGCGACAAUGUGGGGCAGUCUCAGAUUUCACAAUAAACUGACUUUACCCGCAAUAGAUUUGGUGUCAGGACUCUUUUAUGAAUUCAUUCAUUCUAUUUCCGGAAGACAGUUGACGUUUACUCGUCUAGAGCCUUUAUUUCAAAUAAUUACAAUUUAAAAAUCCUGGUUUUCUGUAGCACAGGGAGAUGUGAAGCAAUACUCUAGAAAUGACAUUUACUGUGAUCCCUUGUUGAUUGUUAUUAACUGCUUUCAGGCCUGACAGCAAAAAGUGAAUUU
Molecule: messenger RNA, 4179 nt
Organism: Doryrhamphus excisus (bluestripe pipefish)
Lineage: Eukaryota; Metazoa; Chordata; Actinopteri; Syngnathiformes; Syngnathidae
Gene: cnga1b
Product: cyclic nucleotide gated channel subunit alpha 1b
Biological process (GO): monoatomic cation transmembrane transport
Cellular component (GO): intracellular cyclic nucleotide activated cation channel complex; plasma membrane
Molecular function (GO): cGMP binding; protein-containing complex binding; intracellularly cAMP-activated cation channel activity
Source: RefSeq, a predicted model, not a curated record